CCCGCACUCGCUUGGCUUGCCUUUUCCUCUUUGCUAGUAAAUUUUUCAAUUUGUUGUGUCCUGGCGCUAGAUUUCUGCUUCAGCGAAGCCGGUGCUUACUCGUGAAGGAUUUGCGAAGUCGUGAAGGUUUCAAAGGAAUAGGAUUUUUCCAGUCUUGCUCUCCGAAAGCUCCAAAAACUGAAUGCUUGGAAUUACAGAUUCUUUCAAAGUUUUUGAAGAGUUUGGGAAUCUUGAUUCGGUUUGUUUAGGUUUGGUCGGGGACUAGGGACCAGGGUUGUAGAUUUUUUCUGGGCGAUGGGGGGAGGAGGGGCCGCGCAGGGGGAGGGCGAGGAUUUGCCGCAGGCAAAUGUGAAGCGCGUCGUGAAGACGAAGCUGCAGGAGCUUGCGUUGGGGCAUUAUGGUGAGGAGCGGGAUGUGUCUGUGAACAAGGAUGCGCUCCUCGCGUUCUCCGAAAGCGCCAAAAUUUUCAUCCAUUUCCUUUCCGCGACAGCGAAUGAAAUAUGUCGAGAAUCAAAGCGGCAAACUGUCAAUGCUGAUGACGUGCUCAAGGCGGUAGAGGAAUUGGAUUUUCCAGAAUUUUCUGAGCCUUUGAUGCGCUGUCUUGCAGCAUUUCGAAAGGACCAAGAAGCUAAGAAACAAGACAAACGUAAGAGUUCUGGUGCAUCCACGCCCAGGAAACGAAAGUCCGACGGAAAUUUUGUUGACGAUAACCCUGCUGCAAACGAAGACUACGAAGAUGGAGUGGCAAUGGCUGACGAUGAUGACACAACAGACAACUAAUCAUCCUCAUAUCCUGCGUAUGUGAUUUACUAAGGAUGCUCAUGCAGUUUGACACCAUCGACUUAAGACGAGGAGCAAGGAGGACUCUGGAAGUCUGUCUCCAGCUUCUUAUUCGAGUUGCAACACGCUGCCUCAUAAUUGGCUGUCCAAUUGGUGCUUGUGAUAGAUCUGCAUCUGCGUGCAUCCAAUGUUGUUGGUUAUUUUGGAACUUUGUCGAGUGGGAAGGGGCAUUGCUGAGGUGUGACCGCUCAUUCACGAAGCAAGUGGAGAAUGAAGCACUGUCCCAGCUUCAUAUGCUUGUUGACGCCAAGAGGAGCAGAAUGUGCACCUUCUGAGCAGAGUUAAGAGUCAAGGCAGUUGGUUGCCUGUGUAUAGUCUGUUUGUACGAAAAGAGGGGCUUGAUUCCAUAACUUUUUUUUAUGUUGUGACUCGUGUGGUUUGCGCUUCUCUAAUUUUCUCAUGUAACAAGAAAUGUUUCCAAGUUUUUCA
This is a messenger RNA of Physcomitrium patens, 1269 nucleotides long. RefSeq names its product DNA polymerase II subunit B4. Gene Ontology annotation, biological process: DNA damage response; heterochromatin formation; leading strand elongation. Gene Ontology annotation, molecular function: chromatin DNA binding; protein heterodimerization activity. The record is from RefSeq and is a predicted model, not a curated record. Gene Ontology annotation, cellular component: epsilon DNA polymerase complex; CHRAC. NCBI's taxonomy places the organism in Eukaryota, Viridiplantae, Streptophyta, Bryopsida, Funariales, Funariaceae.